This is a messenger RNA of Leptopilina heterotoma, 11287 nucleotides long. It is a transcript of the gene Ten-m, whose product is annotated as teneurin-m. The record is from RefSeq and is a predicted model, not a curated record. NCBI's taxonomy places the organism in Eukaryota, Metazoa, Arthropoda, Insecta, Hymenoptera, Figitidae. Bases 408 to 9791 code for a protein of 3127 amino acids. Gene Ontology annotation, biological process: motor neuron axon guidance. The transcript is spliced from 15 exons.
GCUAGCCUGCGAACCAGCAGUUAGUACACUGAUCGUUUCCUUCUCGAAAACUUUGUCAUGCGUUAAAAAAGAGAAAUUCCUCACUUCUCUCAUCUCACUUGUGUCACUACUAAAUUACACAGGAAAAUAUAUGUUUCUAAUAAUUCCAUAAUAAAAAUUCACAUCCUGAUAUACAUCCCUGGUGAUUAUUAAUGAAUCUCAUUAUUGUUAUCAGUGUUUUAUGUACAGUUUAAGUUUACCGCGGUUAGCUUUAUAAGUACCUUUAUUUGCUUGAAGCAAUAAGGUUACUGUAGGGACAUUUUUUUUAUCGAAAGCAAGUUUAGUGCAGUGGUGAAAAUUUCAAUGAAUGUGUAGUGGUUUUGUGCAAUGAGAGAUUCCGCUGGCCUAUUUACAGGAACUGACGACCAAUGUACCAACCAGGGUGUAUGUUGGACAGUACGGCGUCACGAGGACCACCCAACGUACCCCCCCGAAAUCCGACAAUGAGCCGUCUUAAUGGAAGGUUACCAGGAAAUCAAACUACCAGUGAUCAUGAACGUGAUCCUGAUUUAGAACCAUCUUGCUUAAUACGCUCACCAUCUGGAAAUUUCUACAACAUACCAAAUAUACCAAAAAAUGAGUACAAUAAAAACCAAUCGACAGGCAAUAGUCCAAUAAAGGUUGAGCUUCAAAACAACAUGGACAGGGUAUCUUUACCAGGUUACGUUCAUGCUCCAUCCAUGAUACCUAUGCAACGGAGACAAAGUCUACGCUGUCAGUUUCGAAAAGGGAUAAAAUGGUGCAGUUGGAAGCUAAUUGCAAUAGUUGUUAUAAUGGUUUCACUUUGCCUGACAGCAGCACUUACAUAUGUAGCAGCUUCUAACAUAGUAAAUUGGUCCUAUCAAGGUACAAAGGCGUGUACUGUCUUGGUAGGCGAUAAUUCAGAAUCAAAAUCGAUGUCAUCAGAAACGAAUAAAACAACAUCUACUUCAUCGACAUCGUUAAGUAAAACGAAGCAGCAGUCUUCGACCUCUGGAGGUAUGAGUUCCUUUAAUGAUAAUCUUGUAGAACCUAUAAUUCUUCGUAAGCGUAGAGACACUUUUAACCAGCAUGACUCACACCAACUAGUUGUUCCAUCUGAGACUAAGGUCACCUUUAGAAAAUCAGAUGUUCAAUUGGAACAACUUACUGAUUUGCAUGGCGAUUAUUUGGAUAAGGUUGUGCAUGAUAAUGCGGGACGAUUUACUAAAGUUAAUAAAUUUAGUGAGAGUAAAGAAAAUUCUAUGAUGAACACAAAAUUUAAAGCUACAAAUAAAAUAUCGAGAAGAUCAAUUGUUUAUCAAAAUAUUUUAAGCAACACCUUUACUAAUUCUAGUUUUUUAAAUUCACCUACACCUUCCACCACGUUUGACAUUUCUUUAAAUACCUUGCAAGAUCACAAAAAUUUGUUGUCUGUAGAAUUAGUCACUGUUGCUUCCACUGUAUCUCCUGACAUAAAAAUUAAAGAUGAUUUAAAGAGGACAUUCUUUUUGCAAAAUAUGUUUACCAAGAAAACAGACUUAGAAGAAAAUAAAAAUUAUCAUCUGAAAAUAGAAAAGGUCGAAAGUGACGAAAGUGAAAAUGCACCACUUAUUGAUUUCUAUGUGAAAACUCCUCAUUCCGCAAUUACUAAUUCUAUUGUAAAAGAUAUAUUACUAAAUGAUAAUUCAUCUAUCGCUACUGAAUCAUCAAACUUUACUAUAAAAUCUGAUAAUCAACUCAAUUCGGAAUAUUCAUUAGAGUCAGGGAAAGAAACAGAUGCAAACUCCUUCUCAAAUAGUUCCGAGGAUAAAAGCAAUUUGACUAAAGAAUACAAGAUACUACAGCAUGUUAUACCACGACCACUAUAUUAUAUAGAACAAGAAGAGAUAGAAAUUAUAAAACUGCAAGAAGAAACAACAAUAAAAAAUAAAGACAACGAUAGAAAAAUUAUACCAACAAUAAAAAGAAAUGACAGUAACGAAAAAUUUGUUUACAAUUUAAAAAAAAAUUAUAAUAAAUUUCUAUCAGAAGAUUCGCUUGUGAAACAGAAUCAAAAUAGUCUAUUAACCGAAAAAAAGUUAGAAAAUAAACUUCCAUCUAAUUUUACUUCAUUUAAUUCAUCAAUAAACAAUCAGAUUAAUGUAUUUCUUCCCGGUAUGAGUUUCUCUUCAUCACAAAAAAUGCUUGUUAAUGUAGCUAUUAGUAUUGAAGAUAAACAAGAAUUUCCUUCAAUUUCAAAACCUGUGUUUGCUCUCUCUCUUUCUAUGCCAACUGCAGAUGACACUAAUUCUCUAAUACCAAACAUUAAAAUUAGCCAUAAUCCACCAGAACAAUUAUUAACAAGAAAUGCAACUCGAGAGAUAAUUAAUCAUGAUGAAAAACCAUUUACUACUCCUUUAAAAAUAAAUACUUUAUCACCUCCAAUUUGGGCUGGUGGUGAAUGUGAAUGUUCUUGUCCCUGUAUGGAUAAUAAUGAUGAUGAUGAUUCGAUGUUACAAAACUCUUCAAGUACAUUAAUGGCUGAUAAAAUCUUAGAUGAAUCAUACACUAAACAAAUUGAUUUAAAAACUACUACUGAUCAGCUCCAUUCUUCAGACAGCUCAAGUGAGGAAAGUAGUUCAACGCAUGUGUAUUUAGAGUCCACUAGUGAGACAAACUGCUUCGGAAAUCCUCUUCCCUUAGAACCCACCAUAUUGAUUUUAGAAGGAGGAAAAACUUUUCCUGCUAGAUCAUUUCCACCUGAUGGUACAACUUUUGCUCAAAUAAGAAUUGGGCAGCGACUUAACAAGCAGAUUUCAGCCUACAGUUACUGGAAUAUGCAGUUUUACCAAUCAGAAGCAGCGUACGUUCGUUUCGACUACAAUAUUCCACGUGGUGCUAGUAUAGGUGUUUACGCGAGAAGAAAUGCCCUACCAACACAUACGCAAUAUGAUCUUUUAGAAGUGUUGAGUGGAUUCAAAGCUCGUACUACUCGAGCAUCUCAUCCCUCGAUGAAGAAAGAAGUAACACAUUACAUGGAACCUGGCCAUUGGUUCCUUUCAUUAUACAAUGACGACGGAGAUCCACAAGAAGUAUCCUUUAUAGCUGUGAUAGCUGAAGAUAUGACACAUAAUUGUCCCAAUGGUUGCAGCGGUAAAGGAGAAUGCUUAUUAGGGCAUUGUCAAUGUAAUCCUGGAUUUGGCGGAGAUGAUUGUAGUGAGAGUGUUUGUCCUGUUCUCUGCAGCCAACGGGGUGAAUAUAUCAAUGGCGAAUGUCAGUGCAAUCCUGGUUGGAAGGGAAAGGAAUGUUCUCUACGUCAUGACGAAUGUGAAGUUCCUGACUGCAAUGGACAUGGUCAUUGUAUAAAUGGAAAAUGUAAUUGUGUGAGAGGAUAUAAAGGAAAAUUUUGUGAAACAAUAGAUUGUCCUCAUCCAACUUGUUCAGGACAUGGCUUUUGCGCUGAUGGAUCUUGUAUAUGUAAGAAAGGCUGGAAAGGUCCUGCGUGUAGCCAAAUGGACAAGGAAGCAUUACAAUGUUUGCCAGAUUGCAGCGGACAUGGCACUUUUGAUUUGGAAACACAGACUUGUCUUUGUGAACCAAAUUAUUCUGGAGACGACUGCUCAAAAGAAUUAUGCGAUCUAGAUUGUGGACUUCAUGGUCAUUGUGUGGAUAACGCUUGUGACUGUUUGCUUGGCUGGUCUGGUGAACUUUGCAAUCUUAAGCAAUGUGACUCACGCUGUAAUGAACAUGGCCAGUGUAAAAAUGGCACAUGCCUUUGUGUAACAGGAUGGAAUGGUAAGCACUGUACAAUGGAAGGCUGCCCUUACUCAUGUUCUGGUCACGGACAAUGUAAAGUGAACGCAGACUCCUUGUGGGAAUGCCGAUGUUACGAUGGUUGGGAUGGCAAAGAUUGUAGUGUUUUACUUGAGCAAAAUUGCAAUGAUGGUCGAGACAACGACAAAGAUGGUCUUAUUGACUGUGCGGAUCCGGAAUGUUGUUCUAAUCACGUAUGUCGUAGUAGUCAACUUUGUGUUUCCGCUCCAAAUCCAAUCGAUGUUCUCCUUAGAAAACAAUCCCCGGCUAUUACGGCUUCUUUCUUCGAAAAAAUGAAAUUUCUCAUAGAUGAAGGUAGUCUUCAGAACUAUGCUCGUCAAGAUUCAUUUAAUGAAACAGUGUUCUGGAACCACUUCAAUACAAGUCGGUCAGCUGUUGUACGCGGUCAAGUAGUAACGUCUUUGGGAAUGAGUUUGAUGGGCGUUAGAGUUUGCACCACUACAGCUUUAGAAGGGUUCACUUUAACAAGAGAUGAUGGAUGGUUUGAUCUUUUGGUUAAUGGUGGAGGCGCUGUAACUUUACAAUUUGGUCGCUCGCCUUUUAAGCCACAAACUCACAUUGUCUACGUUCCUUGGAAUGAGGUUGUCAUUAUAGACAAGGUUAUAAUGAGUACAGCCGAUGAGAAACCAUCAUUAUAUAUGACUCAUACUUGUGCAGCACAUGAUUACGAUGUAAUGAAACCAGUUAUUCUUGCAACCUGGAAACAUGGUUUUCAAGGCGCAUGUCCUAACAAAAGUGCAGUUCUUGUAGAAUCUCAAGUUGUUCAGGAAAGUUUGCAAAUUCCUGGAACGGGUUUAAAUCUCGUUUACCAUAGUUCCAGAGCUGCUGGUUAUCUUUCCACUAUUCAACUUCAAUUGACACCAGAAGUAAUAGCACCAACAUUAAGUUUGAUACAUUUGCGUAUCACGAUUGAAGGAAUUCUAUUUGAGAAAAUUUUUGAAGCCGAUCCAGUUAUCAAGUUUACAUACGCAUGGAAUAGAUUAAAUAUUUUUCGCCAACGAGUAUAUGGAGUCACAACUGCUGUCAUUAAAGUUGGAUAUGAGUACAAUGAUUGUAAAGAUAUAAUAUGGGAUGUGCAGACAACAAAAUUAAGUGGUCACGAUAUGUCUAUUUCUGAAAUAGGAGGUUGGAAUCUGGACAUACAUCAUAGAUAUAAUUUUCAUGAAGGUAUUCUUCAAAAAGGAGAUGGUUCUAAUAUUUAUUUGAAACAUAAACCACAAGUUAUUUUAACAACAAUGGGAGAUGGACAUCAACGACCUCUUGAUUGUUCCGAUUGUGAUGGUUCAGCUUCAAAACAGAGACUUUUAGCUCCAGUUGCUCUUGCUGCCGCUUCCGAUGGGUCAAUUUAUGUUGGGGAUUUUAACUUGGUCAGAAAAAUUAACGUCGAUGGAGUUGUUCAAACUAUUUUGCGUCUUAAUGCUACUCGAGUUUCGUAUCGCUAUCACAUUGCAUUGAGUCCCCUGGAUGGGUCGCUAUAUAUUUCGGAUCCGGAAUCACAUCAAAUUAUUCGUGUACGUGAAACAGCGGGUGAUUAUAAUCCAGAUCAUAAUUGGGAGACGGUAGUUGGAUCAGGAGAAAGAUGUUUACCUGGAGAUGAAGCGCACUGUGGUGAUGGUGCUCUUGCGCGAGAUGCAAAACUUGCCUAUCCUAAAGGUGUAGCAAUUUCGGCUGAUAAUAUUCUCUAUUUUGCGGACGGUACAAAUAUCCGUAUGGUUGACAAAGAUGGAAUAAUAACAACAGUUAUUGGUAAUCAUAUGCAUAAAUCUCAUUGGAAACCUAUUCCAUGUGAAGGCACACUUAAUGUAGAAGAAGUUCAUCUACGAUGGCCUACUGAAUUAUCUAUAAAUCCUCUUGACAAUUCUCUUCACAUAAUAGACGAUCAUAUGGUAUUGCAACUGGCACUUGAUGGUAGAGUAAAAGUCGUUGCAGGUAGACCAUUACAUUGUUCUGCUUCUUUAACAAUUUUUGAUUCAGAAUUAGCAACACAUGCUACUCUAGUAAUGCCACAAAGUAUUGCAUUUGGUCCGUCUGGUGAUCUAUUUAUUGCUGAAAGCGAUUCCCAAAGGAUUAACAGAAUCAGAGUGAUUGGUACGGAUGGAAAAAUUUCUCUCUACGCUGGUGCUGAAUCUAAAUGUAAUUGUCUGGAACAAGGUUGUGAUUGUUUUGAAGCUGAUCACUAUUUAGCAUUUACUGCCAAAUUUAAUACUAUUUCUUCCGUUGCUGUCUCUCCAGAUAGCAUUGUCCACAUUGGAGAUCAAGCCAAUUAUAGAAUUCGAUCUGUCAUGGCUAGCAUACCAGAUGCAAAUAUGAUUACAAAUGCAAAGGAAUAUGAGAUCUAUUCACCGGAAACACAAGAAAUUUAUAUAUUUAAUCGAUUUGGGCAACAUAUUGCAACAAAGAAUAUUCUGACUGGCGAGAACAUUUACCUAUUUACGUAUAAUGUAAACACUAGUAAUGGAAAACUCAAUACGGUUACAGAUACCGCUGGUAAUAAAGUAUUUCUUCUUCGAGAUAACAGAGGACAAGUAAAUUCUGUUGAAAAUACAAAAGGUCAAAAAUGUAGAUUACGAAUGACUAAAAUGAAAAUGCUUCACGAACUUAGUACACCUGAUAAUUAUAACGUUACUUUUGAUUAUUACGAACUCACCGGUUUACUUAAAAGUAAACUCGACAGCACAGGUAGAAGUUAUGUUUAUCAUUACGACGAAUUCGGUAGAUUAACGCACGCAAUCACACCAACUGGUAGAAUAAUCAAUUUAUCCUUUGAUCUCAAUUUAAAAGGUGCUACUAUAAAAGUUGCACAAAAUAAUCGUAAGCCAAUAUCAAUGUUAAUUAGAGGAUCUUCAGUGAUUACAAAAGUUGGCGAUGCAGAACGAAAGACAACAAUUCUUGCCGAUGGGAGUGUUGAAAGAAAUACACCCUGGUCACAUACUAUUAGUACCGAUACAAUGCCAUACUCAAUUAUGGCAGAAAUUGAACCACUUUUAGGUGAAAGCUACCCAGUUCCUGCGAAACAGAGAACUGAAAUAGCCGGUGAUUUAGCUAAUAGAUUUGAGUGGAGAUACUUUUUGAGAAAAGUACAAGGAAAUAAUCAUCGUGGUAAUUCAAAAGUUAUUGCUCAAGUUGGACGAAAAUUGAAAGUGAAUGGAGAAGUUUUACUGUCAUUAGAAUACGAUAGAGAGACAAAUACGGUGGCAGUUUUUAUGGAUGACAGAGUUGAACUGCUCAAUGUAACUUACGACAACACUGCAAGACCUAUUAAAUGGAUACCAAAAGGUGGCAUUUUUGCUGGAGUUGAACUAGAGUAUGAUAGAAAUAGCAGAUUAAUCAGUUGGACAUGGGGUGAUCUUAGUGAAACGUAUGGAUUUGAUCGAGACGGUAGAUUAUUUGAAAUAAAAUACAGCGAUGGAACAUCUAUGAACUAUGCAUUUAAAGAUAGAUUUAGUAGCCUACCUUUAAAGGUUACAACACCGCGAGGAAGUGAUUAUCUUCUUCAAUAUGACGAAGCCGGUGCACUUCAAUCACUUACAACUCCAAGAGGACAUAUACAUGCAUUUUCCCUUCAAACUUCACUUGGUUUUUAUAAAUAUCAGUAUUAUUCACCAAUGAAUAGGCAUCCUUAUGAAAUUUUAUACAAUGACGAUGGUCAAAUUCUUUCAAUAAUAUAUCCUCACCAAAGUGGGAAAGUUGUUUUCGUUUACGAUGUAAAUGGAAAGCUUGAAACUGCACUUGCUGGUGUUUCUUCUAUUCACUAUACAUAUCAAGAAACGACUGGCUUAGUUCGCAGUAUUGACGUUAACGAACCAAACUUUGAAAUACGUUUUGAAUACAAAUACCAUGCAGGAAUUGUUAAAGACGAGAAAAUAAAGUUUAAUAGUAAAAGCGGGUUGAAUAAUGCUCAUUAUCGUUAUCAAUACGAUGGCAAUGCUCGAAUUUCUGGAAUUGACGUUGACAUCAAUGGAAAACAACUUCAAUCAAUUCGAUUAAAGUAUAAUCAAAAUUUAGGAGUUUUGGAAAGUGUAAAUGACUUGAGAAUUUACAGAAAUGUUUUUAAUCGUUCACUUAUGCAAGACAGUAGUAAACAGUUCUUUACUAUUACCGAUUAUGAUGAUCAUGGACGUGUGAAAACAGUUGUAAUGAAUGUUAGAUCAAUGGAUAUAUUUCGCAUGGAAUUGGAUUAUGAUAAUCGUAAUCGUAUUAAAAUGCGAAAAAUAACAUUAGGAAAAGAUUUCUUGGUGAAAAAUGAAUAUUCGAAAAUUGAGAAAAUUACCUAUAAUGCUGAUGGACAUGUUCUUGAAGUUGCUGAUAAUGAAAAUAAUUGUCAGUAUGCUUAUGAUGAAAAUGGAAAUAUUAUUGGAGUAACGGAACAAAAUGAAAAAAUUACUUUAGGAUACGAUAGUGGAGAUCGUGUUGUUCAAUAUGGUGAUAUUGACUUUAACUUAUAUGAUGAUAGAGGUUUCGUAGUAAUACGCGGAGAACAUAAAUACAGGUACAAUUCGCGAGGUCAAUUGAUUCACGCUUUGGAGCAUAAAAAAUUCCAAACAUGGUACUUUUACGACGACCGUGGUAGAUUAAUAGCAUGGAACGAUGACCGAGAAAAUAUUACUCAAUUUUUCUACACCAAUCCGAAAACUCCAGAUCUGAUAACUCAUUUGCAUUAUCCUAAACUUCAAAAAACUUUUCGCUUUUUGUACGAUUCUAGGGAUUUCCUUAUAACUGUAGAAACAUCAGAACAACGUUUUUAUGCUGUAACAGAUCAAAAUGGUUCUCCAAUGGCUCUUUUCGAUAUAAAUGGUAAUCUUUACAAAGAAAUUGGUCGUACGCCAUUUGGAAAAAUAAUCAGAGAUACGAAUCCAGAUUUUUAUCUUCCAAUUGACUUUCACGGUGGUCUUGUUGAUCCUAAUACGAAACUUUUAUAUCUCAACAAGAGAUUGUAUGAUCCAAUUGUCGGUCAGUGGAUGACACCAGCUUGGGAGCAGAUGGCUAAUGAAUUAACAACACCCACGGAUAUCUUUAUUUAUCGUUUUAAAAAUAACGAUCCUAUUAAUCUAAAACAGGAUAUUGAAUACAUGACGGAUCUUUCUAGUUGGCUGAAAUUGUACGGUUACGAGACGAGUCGAAUGCUUGGUUCGGAGUACACAAAGCAGAUGAUAUUUCAACCAAGUGCAGCGGUUACAUCACCACAGUUGACUCCAGAUUUUGGUGUGAUGUCUGGAUUACAGUGUAUUGUAAAUCGUGUGCAUGAUAAAUUUUCUGAUCUUGGAUUUAUUCCAAAACCGCUACUUAAACUUGAACCGAAAACAAGAAAUUUACUACCUAGAGUUGCACAUCGUCGUGCUGUUUUUGGUGAAGGUAUUCUUUUAUCUAGAGCUAGUGGUAGAGCAUUGGUUAAUGUUGUUGAUGGUGUUAAUAAUGUUGUACAUGAUGUUGUCACUUCAGUAUUUAAUAAUUCAUACUUUUUACCUCUUCAUUUUACUAUACACGAUCAAGAUGUAUUUUAUUUCAUAAAGGACAAUGCUCUUAAAAUUCGCGAUGAUAUGGAAGAAUUGCGUCGUUUGGGUAGUAUGUUCAAUGUCUCGACUCAUGAAACAACGGAACAUGGUUCUGGCACAUGGAAAGAAUUAAGAUUGUACAAUUCAGAUGCGGCCGUUAUCAUUAAAUAUGGUGCUGAUCCUGAACAGGAACGUCACAGAAUAUUGAAGCAUGCGCACAAGCGUGCUGUUGAACGAGCGUGGCAAAUUGAAAAACAAUUAGUAAUUGCCGAAUUUCAAGGGAGAGGCGAUUGGUCAAAGGAAGAGAAAGAUGAAUUAAUUAGUCAUGGUGUGGUCGAUGGUUAUGAGGGUGUCGACAUUCACAGUGUACACAGAUAUCCUCAACUCGCUGAUGAUCCGGGAAAUGUUGCCUUUACACGUGACACGAAGCGCAAAAGGCGAAAAAGUGGAAACCGUCACAACAAAAAUCGAAAUCAUGAUUCUUGAUUUGAGAAAUUUCAAAUUGCCUAAAUCGCCUUUACCAAAUGGCGUUAUGUAUUUUCAAAAAAAGCACUCUUUAUCUUCGUUGAUUUAGAGCAGCACAGAAAGUGCCAUAUUUUAUGAUUCCGUCGUAUUCUCGAAGAGAUAAGCGAGCGGGAAUAUAUGCAGUGUCAAAAUUAAAACUAGUCGCAUGUUAUAAUGAGGUAUUAUAAAAUGCUUGUUAUGAGAUGAUUGUUUUUGUCGUCCAAUGAAGCGCGUCAUUCUGUUACAAGAUUGCUCACUCGCAAAAAACCAAACUCUGAACGUAACAGGGUCUCGGACUUGCGAUCAAUUAUUAAAGAAAAAAAUUUUUCUCAGAUGAGUGCAAGUGUUUGUCCAUAAGAGAUACACUCAACGAAGUCAAAGAAUCACAGAAAAAUAUUUUUAACAAUUUAUAUGAAUAUAUUGAUGAGAAACAAUGUAGGUGAUGUAAAUAUGCUAUUAAUGGAAAAAGUAGGUACUACAGCGAAUUCAGAUUGACUGAAACUAUCGAUAAACGCUUUUUUAUAUAAAAAAAAGAAUUUGUAUGUGUGAGUCCACUCAAUGAUUAUAGAAAAAAAGUUUUGAAUAGAAAUAUUGAUGAAAACGAGAGUUAAUAGUUGAAUUUUUAUUGAAUGAAGAAAUUUUUGCAGUUAAAUUUUUUUUAUUAAUAACACUCGUGUUUAUCAAAAGUUUCUUGCAGAAUGAAAUGUGUAAUGUCAAAUUUACAUACAAAUGUAAAUACUUCGAUAUACAUAAUAGUAUACUAAAGAAUGUUAACAUGUAGUGCAUAUAUACAGUGGAAAAGUAACUAAUUAUUCAAUAUUACAAGAUAAAAAAAUGGAUAGUUGUUACAUUUUUCUGUAUAAACACUAAAAGUGUCCGUUAAAAUUGUUUUUUCGAAAUUUUUCGAUGCAAUUAAAAAAUCAAUGUAGAAGAAUAUUUUCUAUAAAAUUUAAACCAAUCAAUUAAUGUUAACAGUUAACUAUAAUCGAUUAAAAACAAAAAAAAUCUAAUAAUAUUUUUGAUAAGUAAGAAACUAAAAAAACUGAUAAUUACCGUUCAAGAUUCUGCUUUUUAUGAAUUUCCAUUAUCAAACAAUUUUUUGUAUUCUUUAAAUGGCGUUAAAAAAAUAUUGAAAUUUAUACAUAGUAAAAUUUUGAGUCUUGUUUUUAAAAAUAGACUUGCGCCUCGAAAUUUAUGCAAAACUAGCCGUUUUCCAUAAAUUAUGAUAACAAAUUUUUGCCUUGGGAAUGGCAGAAUAUUUUUUAAAUUUGUCCAUCUGAUUUUAAAGGAAAUUCGAACAUUCAUUAUAUGUAAAUUUAAAUAUAAAUGUGAUGCUCACAGUGGAACGUCAAAACAUUCUUUUUCUAACUUUAUUUAAAUAGUGCAAAUCAGUGAUAUAAUAUAAUGAAAAUAUAAUAUAAAAAUCAUAAAUUUGAUUUAUUUUUCGCAGAAGCAAAAUAUGUUUUUAUUUAUCAAAA